Ictalurus punctatus (channel catfish) is the source of this 2823-nucleotide messenger RNA. RefSeq names its product shieldin complex subunit 2 (gene shld2). The coding region runs from base 198 to 2522 and encodes 774 amino acids. The record is from RefSeq and is a predicted model, not a curated record. The transcript is spliced from 9 exons. Gene Ontology annotation, biological process: regulation of double-strand break repair via homologous recombination. Lineage: Eukaryota; Metazoa; Chordata; Actinopteri; Siluriformes; Ictaluridae. Gene Ontology annotation, cellular component: nucleus; site of double-strand break.
CCCUCCACCAUGCGGAAGAAGUUGGGGUCGUCGUCCUCUUUGCCCACGGCCUGGCUGUAGCGCCGCAGCCGCAUGAGAGACGCCGAGGCCGGCAAAGUGGCGUCGCCGAGUCCCGAGGCCAGAGCGCUGGAUCCCGCUCGGAAGACUAUUCUCCUGCUAUUCUCAAGAAGAAGUUGAAGAUGUGAAAGAACACCAGUAUGGCAGAUAAACUGAAAGUCCAUGUGUUUUUGGGUGCACCCAAUCCCCAAUCCCCGUCUGAGAGGGCCUUGGAUAAAAGUUCCAAUCAGUGGAAGACUUUAGAGUUUAGCUGGAAUCAAGGAAGGCUAACGCCCAGGAAGGAAGUCGGUGAGGGCCAGAUACCUAGUCAUAUUGCUGCAGAGGCCAUUAGUAGCCAGGACCCAAACACUGAACAUGAUAAGCCUAGCAUUUCAGGUUCUCAUGAUGGUAACGUGAUAGUGUCUGAAGAUGAUUCUACACCCUCGAUUAGCCAGUCCUUUCUGGCCAAGCAAGCACAACCUGAAGAGGAUGACAUGAGUCCACGGCUCGUUAUUGAAUACCUAGACAGCUGCUUCCCCUCCCCACAAGCUGACCCAAGAUCUGAUUCUGAGCCAAGUCCUGCCAUGUCUGCAAAGACAGAAUAUCUAACCACCUGGACCAAGACACAAGGAUUACUCCUGAAACCUGGGGUGGUUAUGGAGCAGGGCUCUGGCUCAGUCAGCACUAUUGGAUGUCCCCAAACACCACCAACACAAACUCCCUCAGCCUCUUUGAGCUGUCCAGAGCUCUACAGCCCAGAGGAUAGUCCAGGAAAUAGAGGUCUGGGAGGAACCCUGCAAGGAUCAGUGGAGCUUUAUGAGAGUCUGAGCCAAAGGCUGCAGGAAGGAGGUGUGAUUUUGUUGCGCACACCUGAUGGCCUUCUGUGCUCUCAGGCCAAUGCAGCGGAGCAGGAGGACUAUGAAUUCCAUUUUGGCUCCCCAAACAAAUCCAUAGAAGCCUCGCCUACUCCCAGCACCUCAAAACGGGCUAAGCUGUCUUCAGCUGCAGCCUGGAGACAGCAAGGAACUGGACAAAAAAACAUGUUCCUACUUCAUAGUCCAACCACACUGCUCUCCAGGUGUAUCAGUCACGGAGUGAGUUACUCCAUCUUGGUUGCUGUGGUGCACCCAUGCCACGUGAAGGAGAUCAGCGUGAAGUCUGGAGCAUCAACUGGAUCCAGUGUUCCGCUAGCUACUGUGAUCGUCACUGACCAAUCAGGAGUGGAGAUGAAAGUGGUGCUGUGGAGGGCAGCAGCAUUCUGGGCGUUGACUGUCAAUCCAGGAGAUAUAUUGCUCAUCACAGGUGUGACAGUGCAUGUGGAUAAAUGGCAAGGAGAAACUGUAUUACAGUCAUCUUAUGCGAGCCAACUAUUGAACCUGGGCCAGAUCACUCAAGGCCGUAAUCCGCAAGCUCCACAAUAUGUAAACCUUCACACACUGAGAGCUUUGUGUACUCAUCUAUAUGAGAAGCGCCCUCUGCUGGUGUCUCUGCCUCCUCGCACCGCUCAGAACCUGCAGUCAAUCCCCUUCGUCCACCUCGGGUCUCUACGACCUGACACACUCGUUCAUGCACUGCUAAGGGUCAAACACACCAGGAUGAUUUCAGACUGGCGGACUGAAGCCGAGGGUGUGUCCCGGACAGGCAGUAUGCCCAAAGCUGUGUUAACUGUAGAACAAGGAGGUGGCAGACAAGGAGCCGUUGUUCUUUGGGGAACUGCUCUCACCUGGCUACAGCACAUACACACUAACAAGGAUGCAGUUUGGGAGUUCCGGCUGCUGCUGGUGAAACAGGAUGUGACUUCAGGUCUUCUAGAGCUUCACUCCACGCCAUGGAGCUCGUGCCAGCCUCUGCUCCCAAACAACCCACGAUACAAAGAGUUCUGCAGUGCAGUCACUUCACACAGCAGCAGCAGCUUUGAGAUUGACCUACACACACUCCUGUCUCAGAAAUACACAGGCGACGUAGAGCUGAAAGUUCAUAUUGUAGCAUUCCAGUUCAACAGCAGUCCUUCCCAGGAUGCAGUGCUGCUCAUGGAUGGAGAGACGCCUUUGGAAAAGAUCCUGGACAUUGUAUCUGGUGACAUCACUUUCACUGGAUGUGGCCUGUGCUGUGCUGAGCUAGACACAGAUGAGAAUGGCAUCUACAGACCUUGCUAUCCAUGUCUGCCUCAUACUGGAGUACGCCGUUAUUACAGGCCUGUAGUUCUGACUGUGAGAGAGGGACAGAGUCAGGUCUGUGUGCAUGUUCCACCUACACUCGUGCAGAAGAUCCUGCUUAACACUCCACCAGACAAGUUGAACAAGACUGUAGCUCGGGUGCCAGAAGAGAGAUUUGUUCAAGUGGUGGCUAAGAAGAUCCACUCCAUCUUGUCCACUCCAAGGUCCAUGUUUCACCUCACCAUCCGCAGCCAUUUUGACUGUGAUGAAAACAGUGUUCCUUUCAUACAGAAUUUUUUGCUGUUAGAUUUUAUUGCACAAGAAGCUUGAAGCAAUGAAGAUCUGCCCUAUAUUUAUGACUUGCCUUAUGUACAAAAUGUUUUCUUUUUCAAUUUAGACCUGGAAUAAUUGUACUGUGUAAAAAAAAUAUAAGGAUAUAAAUUAUUUAUGUGUCUAUGUAAGUAUAAUUUGUGAAAUGAAUUUUUGCACAAGCACAAAUUUACCUGUAUAUACAAUACAGUUACCUUUUUUAUAUGUUGAUGAUUGAUUUGAACCAAUAAAUUAGCUCUGUAUUUGCACUGUUUGUAAUUAUUCUUAAAAUCUCUCCAAUACAUGAAUGUCUCAACUCCAA